Molecule: messenger RNA, 1074 nt
Organism: Phytophthora sojae
Lineage: Eukaryota; Oomycota; Peronosporomycetes; Peronosporales; Peronosporaceae
Exons: 3
Coding region: 1-1074 (357 amino acids)
Source: RefSeq, a predicted model, not a curated record
AUGGAGGAAGCCGACUUCGUAGCCGACUCGGACGAGGACGAGCAGGAGCUGCUGGAGCAGGUGGCGCUCGCGGAGGAGCAGCACACGCGUGAGCGCCUCGAGGCGGCGGCUGCAGCUGCUGCGGCGGCCAAAAGCAAAAGGGAACUCGAGCCGAAGCGAGCGCCUGCGGCGGUUGUGACGCCAGAGAAGCCGCCCACAGUUCAAGAGCAGCCGAAACAAGCCCAAGACGAAGCUGGAGCCAAAGACGAAGAGGAGAAAGAGCACGUAGUUGAAGAGCAAGACGAGGAAGAGGAAGUGACUGACGAGGACGAGGAAGAUGACGAGGAAGAAGAAGAGCAGCUGGAUGAGAACGCUAUCCUUGAGGUCAGGACGGUGGUGACGGUGGACUCGCGCACGUGGCCGGGCAUCAACAAGCUCGGAGGCUCUGGUCACGUCGUCCGAGUCCACAGAGAACCUGCAGAGGACGGAGUAUCCGAAAACAUUUUCUACGACGUCCGCUACGUCCUGGGGGGCUUCGAGAAGCACAUCGAGAGCAAGUACGUGCACUCGUCCAAGAUCUUAGAGCAGCAGUCGACCCGCAAAAGUGUGCGCAGAGAUUUUUACCACGAUGAUUACAUCAAUAAGCCACACGAGAAGAAGCAACGAGAUGCAGAGAGAAAGCGCGAAAUAGCGUUGGCUCACCCUGAACGAUCGGAGGCUCAUGCUCCGCUUCGCAAGAAGCGGAAGCGCUCUCACCGCGCAGAGCACGCCGAACGGGUGCCCAGUGACCCACAGGAUGAAGAGUCGAAUAGUGAUGAUGAAAGAGACACGAGGCGCAAAGUGGCCAAAAUCGACGAAGACGCGUUCAUAUUCUCGGAGACGAAGGAGCCGUCGCCAUCGCUCGAGGACUCUAGUCGACCACCCAGCGACAGUGAAAAUUUGCCUGGGAUUCAGAGCCCCCCGCUGAGAAAGCCAAGGGGGACCCAAAGACGAUGGCACCGCAUACUGGACAGUGACGAUGAAAGCGGCGAGGAAAGCGACAAAAGCAACAGGAAGAGUGUUAGCCCUGAACGCGCGCAUCGGAUAAUGCUGUGA